Hypanus sabinus (Atlantic stingray) is the source of this 7382-nucleotide messenger RNA. RefSeq names its product aspartate aminotransferase, cytoplasmic-like. Gene Ontology annotation, biological process: L-aspartate biosynthetic process. The record is from RefSeq and is a predicted model, not a curated record. Gene Ontology annotation, cellular component: cytosol. Lineage: Eukaryota; Metazoa; Chordata; Chondrichthyes; Myliobatiformes; Dasyatidae. Gene Ontology annotation, molecular function: L-aspartate:2-oxoglutarate transaminase activity; pyridoxal phosphate binding. The transcript has 9 exons. The coding region runs from base 4705 to 5733 and encodes 342 amino acids.
UUGGGGUAUGGAAUUGAUAGGAUUGUUUAACUUGGAGUCGUAGAGUUUCACAGCGGGAAACAAGCCCUGAGGCCCAACAGGUUCAUGUCAACUUGUGUCAAUAUUGUCAACUAAAGAAUCGGUUUUGACUUCCUGUGACUUUGAAGACAUUGGAGACCCAGAGAAAACAAACUAUUGUUAUUUUUUUUAAGUGUGGCUACUUGAUCAAUUGAUCUAUAUUUUCCCAUCGUUGCCCAUUGGACAACACACUCAAAAUGCUGGCAGAGCUCAGUGUUAUGUAUUUAAUAUUUCAGUAAUAUUUGAGUAACCUUGUAAACAUAUUGUUUGAUUAAGCACUCUUGUUCCUUUAACUAAUUCACUCUGGGUUAUAUGUAUGAGUAUAUGAAUUGCAUAUAUCAUCGCGCUACCAGGCGAUACUAACGCGUCUUGCUUAAAGUAAACUCGAAGUUGGAACAGCAUUGCGGACUCCCGUGCCUUCCUUUGAAUUAGUUUAUUCUUUUGAAGUUAUUGUUUGAAGGUUUAAUAUUUGAUGGUGAUUGUAGUGAUGACUUGUAGCAGACUGAAAAGCUUGAGCAUGUAGCUAUUAAGAAAGAGGAUGUGCUGGAGCUUUUGGAAAGCAUCAAGGUCACCGGGACGGAUGAGAUGUACCCCAGGCCUCUGUGGGAGGCGAGGGAGGAGAUUGCUGAGCCUCUGGCAAUGAUCGUUGCAUUAUCAAUGGGGACAGGAGAGGUCCCGGAUGUUGUUCCUUUAUUCAAGAAAGGGAGUAGAGAUAGCCCAGGAAAUUAUAGACCAGUGAGUCUUACCUCAAUGGUUGGUAAGUUAAUGGAGAAGAUCCUGAUAGGCAGGAUUUAUGAAGGGGUAUAAUAUUAGGAAUAGUCAGCAUGGCUUUGUCAAGGGCAGGUCGUGCCUUACGAGCCUGAUUGAAUUUUUUGAGGAUGUGACAAAACACAUUGAUGAAAGAAGAGCAGUAGAUGUAGUGUAUAUGGAUUUCAGCAAGGCAUUUGAAAAGGAACCCCAUGCAAGGCUUAUUGAGAAAGUAAGGAGGCAUGAAAUCCAAGGGGACAUUGCUUUGUGGAUCCGGAACUGACUUGCCCACAAAGGCAAAGAGUGGUUGUAGACGGGUCAUAUUCUGCAUGGAGUAGAGUGCCUCAGGGAUCUGUUCUGGGACCCUUCCUCUUUGUGAUUUUUAUAAAUGACCUGGAUGAGGAAGUGGAGGGAUGGGUUAGUAAGUUUGCUGAUGACACAAAGGUUGGAGGUGUUGUGGAUAGUAUGGAGGGCUGUCAGAGUUUACAGCGGAACAUUGUUGGGAUGCAAAACUGGGUUGAGAAGUGGCAGAUGGAGUUCAACCCAGAUAAGUGUGAAGUGGUUCAUUUUGGUAGGUCAAAUAUGAUAACAGAAUAUAGUAUCAAUGGUAGUGUAGAGGAUCAGAGGGAUCUUGGGGUCCGAGUCCAUAGGAUGCUCAAAGCGGCUGCGCAGGUUGACUCUGUGGUUAAGAAGGCAUAUGAUGUAUUAGCCUUUAUCAAUUGUGGAAUUAAAUUUAGGAGCCAAGAGGUAAUGUUGCAGCUAUAUAGGACCCCAUUUGGAGUACUGUGCUCAGUUCUGGUCACCUCACUACAGGAAGGAUGUGGAAGCCAUAGAAAUGGUACAGAGGAUAUUUACAAGGAUGUUGCCUGGAUUGGGGAGUAUGCCUUAUGAGAAUAGGUUGAGUUUCUCCUUGGAGCAACGGAGAAUGAGGGGUGAUCUGAUAGAGUUGUAUAAGACGAUGAGAGGCAUUGAUCUUGUGGAUAGUCAGAAGCUUUUUCCCAGGGCUGAAAUGGUUGCCACAAGAGGACACAGGUUUAAGGUGCUGGAGAGUAGGAACAGAGGAGAUGUCAGGGGUAAGUUUUUUACUCAGAGAUGGUGAGUGCAUGGAACGGGCUGCCAGCAACGGUGAUGGAGGUGGAUACGAUAGGGUCUUUUAAGAGACUUUUAGAUAGGUAUAUGGUGCUUAGAAAAAUAGAGGGCUAUAGUUAAGCUUAGUAAUUUCUAAGGUAGGGACAUGUUCGGCAUAACUUUGUGAGCUGAAGGGCCUGUAUUGUGCUGUAGGUUUUCUAUGUUUCUAAAACAUUCCACUGAGUAUGUCAGUCAGCAUCUUUGAGGGGAAUAAAAAGUUCUUAAAGUGGCCCCACAAUCUGUAUCAGGUCGACACAGUAUAUUGCAGGGCGAAUUUGGCAGUCAUUGGUUAUAUCUGGUGUUCUCAGUGCAGCCUCCUCUACGUUGGUGAGACCCAACACAGAUUGGGGUGGGGGGGGGCACUUCAUCGAGUACCUUCAUUCUGUUCAAUGCAAAAAGGUAGGAUCUUCCAGUGGUUACCCUUUGAAAUUCAACUUCCCAUUCCUAUACUGGCAUGAUGAGGCCAAACACGGGCUGGACGAGCAACACUUCAUAUUCCGUCUGUGUAGCCUCCAGUUUAAUGGCACAAACAUCUAUUCUGGUUACCCUUGCACCCCUUUUCACCUUCCCAUCAGCUCUCUCUGGUACCCCUCCUCAUUCCCUUCCUUUCAUAGUCUGAUAUCUUCUCCUAUUUUUUCUUCUUCAAUGCUUUACCUCUUCCACCUACCAUCUGCCAGUUUAAUUCAUCACUCCCUCCCUCUCUCACCCACCUAUGCCCCCCUUCAUUUGGUCUCUCCCACAGUUACCUUAUUCUGGUUUUGCCUCUUGCCUUUCCAGUCCUGCUGAAGGGUCUCAGCCAGAAACAUCACUGUUUAUUCCUUCUAUAGAUUUUUUUCCCCAGGAGCACAGGAGAAUAAGGGAAGAUACAAAAUUAUGAGAGAUUUAGAUAAGGUAAAUGCAAUGAUAGAGAUCUAGAAGAUCAUAAGGCUAGCAGGAAGGAGCUUAAGGAUGAAAUUAGGAGAUCCAGAAGGGGCCAUGAGAAGGCCUUGGCAGACAGGAUUAAGGAAAACCCCAAGGCAUUCUACAAGUAUGUGAAAAGCAAGAGGAUAAGACGUGAGAGAAUAGGACCAAUCAAGUUUGACAGUGGAAAAGUGUGCAUGGAACUGGCGGAGGCAACAGAGAAUUCUAUGAGGAUGAUGGACAGCCUACAGUACUGCACGUGGUGAAAAAGGUUCAACGCCGCAUCAUCAAUGAUCCAACAUUAAAUCAUGAAUAUCUACCUGAGCUAGGGCUCUCAGAAUUCAACAGGGCAGUUACUGCUUUAUUACUAGGCAAAGGCUGCACUGCUAUUGUGGAAAGGAGGGCAUUCACAAUAGAACAAGGGAAUAUGAUCAAAUCAAUGAAAAACUACACACAAAGACUAACAAGCAACCAAUGUGAAAAAAGAUGACAAAUUACGCAAAUAUAAAAAAAUACUAAUACUCAAAAAUAAAUAAGUAAACAAAUAAUACUGAGAAUAUUAAGUUCUGGAAUCCUUGAAAGUGAGUCUAUAGGUUGUGUACAGUGGUACUUUCAGUGUUGUGGUGAGUGAAGCUAUCCCCUCUGGUUCAACAGCCUGAUGGUUGAAAGGUAAUAACUGUAACUGAACUUAGUGGUUCAGGACCUAAAUCUUCAGUACCACCUACCUGAUUGUAGUAGUGAGAAGAGAGCAGGGCCUGGAUGAUGGGGAUCCUUGAUAAUGGAUGCUGCUUUCUUGUAGCAGUGCUCUUUAUAGAUGUGUUUCUGGUUGGGGAAGAUCAGAUAAUUUUGUGGGUCCACACUCGUCUAAGAGUGUCUUAAUGAAGUCUUUGACAAUGUGAUGUAUUCAUUCUGGUCCUUUGAAGAGUCCUCUAACCCUAACACUAAUUCUUUGGAUGUAUUGUCUGAUUUAUAAAACAAAGUUGCCAAAUGUAAUUUUUAAAAAGAAGAUUAUUAUUUUGAACAAGAGUCCUGAUGAAGGGUCUUGGUGGCCUGCUGGGUUCCCCCAGCAUUUUGUAUGAUUAUCAUUUUGAAUGAAGGUUUUUUUAUCUGGAACUCAGAAUCAGGUUUAAUAUCACUGGCAUAUGUUAUGAAAUUUCUUGUUCUGUGGCAGCAGUACAAUGCAAUAUAUAAUAAAAGCUAUAAAUUGGAAAAAGAAAUAUACAUAAAAGAUUAAGUAGUAGUGCAAAAACAUUUAAAACCGUGCACAGGAGUGUAAUUUCUCACACUGGUAUACUGCAACUUAUCUCAAGACAACUACAUCCACAGUAUGGAUAUUCCUCUGUGUUCCAUUGAAUCAAUCAAAAUGAAUUUUGGAAGUGUAACAUCAAGCACAAGUGUUAUCAUAUUGCAUUAUCUAGGAGAAAUCUCUAUCCUUACAAUUCCUUCAUGGAAGCAACAUUAAUCAAAGUUGAUUAUAAAAAGCUGUGUGUGGUGAGCUGUAAGUUUACAUACUGAUAUUUGUGCUUUCAGCACUCAAGCACCAUUUUCCAGAAUUCUCUUUCUAACACCUAACCAAUUCCCACUGGCUCUUUGAACCCUAUUACCUUGCCAUGCUUUUGAUAACCUCUAGACUUUAGCCUCAAUGUCUCAUUAUAUGCAUUAAUAAAACAACUUUUUAUUGCUUCAGGGUGUUAAUGUGACUAAUUAAAGCAAAGAUAUUUUGACUUUGUUCAUUGAUCCAAUCAUAGGAAAACUAGUGGUUGCUUUAAAUGUGGUACUUUCUACUGACCGGCAGAAACAUAAACUAUCAGAGGCUUGGGAAGUGUAUUGUCUUAAUGGUGGAUGAAGGCUACAUAGGAAGGUCUCCAUAAAAUGGGGAUAAAGGCUAAGAAAGUCAUUCAGAUUUCUUAUUGUGUCUCCAAUAUCUCUCAGGCUGAUAGUAUACAGGUACCUGGAGGCAAAAGUGCUUUGUUCAUCGGUGCCCAGUUUCUCCGUAAGUGGUACAACAUGAUCUCUUCUAAGACAGCUAGAGUGUAUGUCUCCAUCCCUUACUGGGAACAUCAUGCAUCAGCCUUCUUUAAAGUUGGAUUUGAAGUUUAUAGCUACCGUUACUGGAACAAUGAUAAGCUUUGCUUGGCUUUACCCCAGUUACUGGAGGACCUUGAGAAAGCUCCUGAUUACUCCAUAGUGUUGUUAAACGUUGUAGCUCAUCAGCCAACAGCAAUUGAUCCAACUCCAGCUGAAUGGAUGCAGAUCGCAGAGGUUAUGAAGAGAAAGAACCAAUUUCCUUUCUUCUACUCAACUGCACAAGGCUUAGCUACGGGGGAUGUGCAGAGGGAUGCCUGGCCAGUGCGAUAUUUUGUCAAUGAACGCUUCGAGCUAUUUUGUGCCCAGUCAUUUUCCAAGAAUUUCACCUUGUACAGUGAAAGAGUUGGAAGCCUAACAAUAGUUACAAGGAAUAAUCACACUCUGAUCACUAUCCGAUCACAAAUAGAAGAACUGGCACGACAUACGUGGUCAAAUCCUCCAUGGAUUGGAGCCCAUAUCGUAGCAACAGUUCUGAAUAACCCAGCCUUCUUCACUGAGUGGCAGGAAAAUCUGAAGAAAAUGGCUGAGCGCCUGAUGCUGACUAAAGAGAAAUUGAAGGAAGAGUUGCGGAUACUGGGAACACCAGGAUCUUGGGAACACAUUACCAAGCAGGUUGGCUUGUAUAUCUUUCCUGGAUUCACAGGUUCUCAGAUUAACUACUUGAUGAAAAAGCUGCGUAUUUACAUCUCAUCUGAUGCACAGAUCAACAUCAGUAAUGUGAACAGUCAAAACCUUGCCUACCUGGCGAGCUGCAUUCACGAGGCGGUGGUCUCCAGUUCUGAAGAUAGUCCAGUCAGCACAUUAAACAAUUAAUGUUCAAUUUCAUUGUUUAAAUAUUCACUUUUCAUGUUGGCUUUACGUAAUGUGAUAAAAUGGACUAUUUCUAAUCACAUUGAUAUUUAAAUGAGCUUUAUUAGAGUUACAAAAGAACAAUUAAAGGCAUGUUAACAGAGUCAAAGUUGUCUCAGUAAUAGGAAACAGGAGGUGAUAGUGGCGGGGUGCUUUGAAUGGAAGUCUAUAGGGAUCAGUCCUUUGAAUUUUGCUUUUUGUUAUAUACAUCAACAAUUUGGAUAUGGAUUGGGGGGUGUAAUUAGCAAGUUUGUAGAUGACACAAAUUUUGGUGGCAUUGUUAAGGAGGAGGUUACAGAGCAAUACUGAUCAACUUAGCAAGAAAUAGCAGCUGUAAUUUAAUCGCAAUAAGUAUGAAGUGAUUAUAAUUGGGUUUAGAAUUAGCUUGCCCACAGAAGGCAGAGGGUGGUAGUAGAUGGAACAUAUUCUGCCUGGAGGUCUGUGGCCCCUGUUCUGCUUGAUUUUUAGAAAUGACUUGGAUGGGAAGGUAAUUUUGUAGUUGACAUGGUGUGGAUAAGCUAAAUGUUGUCAUAGGUUAGAAUGUGACAUUGAUUAGAUGAAGAGCUGGGCUGAGAAGUAGGCAGAUGGAGUUCAAUCAGGAGAAAUAUGAAUUGUUACACUUUAGAAUGUUGAAGGCAGAGUACAAGGUCAUUGGCAGGAUUUUUUAGCAGUUUAGGUGAAUAAAGGGUUCUUGGGGUCCACGUCCAUAGAUUCCUCAAAGCUGCCACGCAAGUUGUUAAGAUGACAUCAAGUGCGUUGACCUUCAUUAGUUGGUGAUUUGAAUUCCAAAGCCAUAAGGUAAUGUUGCAGCUCUAUAAAACUCUGGUUAGACCAGACUUGGAGUAUUGUGUUAAGAUACUGCCUCAUUAUAGGAAUGAUGUGAAAGCCUUAGAGAGAGUGCAUAGGAGAUUUACCAUGAUGAUGCCUGGAUUAGAGAGCAUGUUUGAUGAGGAAAGGUUAAGCGAGCUAAGAUGUUUCUGUUUGAAUCAAAGAAGCAUGAGAGAUGGCCUGGUAGAGGUGUAUAAAAUUAUAAGAGGGAUUGAUAGACUAGACAGCUAGAGAAUGUUUUCCAGGAUGGGAGUGGUUAAUAAAAGGGGAGAUACUGUAAUUUUAAGGUGACUGGAGGAAGCUAUAGGGGAGUUUGUCAGAAAAAGUAUUUUUUACAUAGGGGAACCUGCUGCCAGGGGUGGUGGUAGAUGCAGAUACAUUAUGGACAUUUAAGAGACUCUUAGAUAUGCACAUGGAUGAGAUGAUAGAAAAAUGGAGGGCUAUGUAAGAGUGAAAGGGUUAGAUUGAUUAUGGAGUAGGUUAAAAGACUGGCAUGUCUAGGACAGAAGGGCCUGUACUGUUCCAUGUCUAUGAUGAUGGUGGAGGCAGGUACUCACAACGUUUCAAAAUUAUCUGGGUAAGUGCCUGAAUCAUUGAAUAAUUAGAAGGGUUUGUGUUGGUAAAUGCAAUGAGUUUGGUUGGAUUAUUGAUGGACAGCAUGAAUCUGGUGAGCUGAAAGUCUUGUUUCUGUGCUAAAUGCUUCUGCCAUCUCAAAUUCAUGAUUCAGUUUUUGCAGGCUGAAGCAGUUGCCACUGAAACAAUGAAAGACAUUGACAUAUUUGGUA